CACACGAAGCGGAGCCAGCAGCCAAUCAGCGUACAGCAUUGAGCUUCUGAGCUGUGCUAAUUGUGUUGUUAUGUCAGCCGCUAGGUUUUAACCUACCUUCCUGCGGGCUGAGGCGAUCCAGACAGCGGCCUCCUGUGCGGGAUCUGCCUCCAUGGAGACCCCCAGAGACCCGAUGGAGCGUCCGUCCAGGAAGCGGCAGGACUCCUUCGGGAUGCUGGACAGCCUGGAGGAGGACCGCAGCAGCUGCAGCUCAGACUCCAGCGGCGGCAGCGGCGCAUCCAGCCCAGAGGACAGCGAGGAUGAAGACUUCGGCGUGGGCGGAGUCGGCCAUCAACUCACCACCUCUUCAUCCUCCUCCUCCUCCCUGAUGCUCAUUAAGACCAACGGACAGGUGUACACCUACCCCGACGGCAAAGCGGGCAUGGCCACCUGUGAGAUGUGCGGGAUGAUCGGGGUCCGGGACGCUUUCUACAGUAAAACCAAGCGCUUCUGCAGCGUCUCCUGCUCCAGGAGCUUCUCCUCCAACUCCAAGAAGGCCAGCAUCCUGGCCAGACUGCAGGGGAAGCCACCCACCAAGAAGGCCAAAGUUCUGCAGAAACAGCCUUUGAUGACCAAACUGGCUGUGUAUGCCCAGCACCAGUCCAGCCAGCAGGGCGGCGCCAGAAAGAGCGUCUCUGUGGACAUGUUUGACUGGGGGCGUUACCUGGGAGACGGAGAAGUGACGGGAGCGCCGGUCAGCUGCUUCAAACACGUUCUGAUGGGGAAGUCAUGGGGCAGCGUCAGUGAAGGAGUCCGGGUUGAGGUCCCGAACACCGACAGCGGUCUGCCCAUGAAGGUCUACUGGAUCGCCAGCAUCAUCAAGCUAGCCGGUUUUAAGGCCCUGCUGCGCUACGAGGGCUUCGACAGCGACUCCACCCGGGACUUCUGGCUGAACCUGUGCGUGCCGGACAUCCACCCGGUGGGCUGGUGCGCGGCUGGAGGGAAACCGCUGGUUCCUCCUCAGACCAUCCUGCACAGGUUCGCCAACUGGAAGACCUUCCUCAUUAAGAGACUGACCGGGUCCAAAACUCUGCCACCAGACUUCUCAUCGAAGGUGCAGGAGAGCAUGCAGUUCCCCUUCAAGAAGCAGAUGAGGGUGGAGGUGGUGGAUAAGACCCACCUGUGUCGGACUCGGGUGGCUCUGGUGGAGCAGGUGAUCGGUGGGCGGCUGCGGCUCGUCUACGAGGAAUGCGACGACGGGACGGACGACUUCUGGUGCCACAUGUACAGCCCGCUGAUCCACAGCAUCGGCUGGUCCCGCUCCAUCGGACACCGCUUCAAACGAUCAGAUGGGAUGAGGAAGCUGGAUGGACAGACGGACGCUCCUGGACAGCUGUUUGCCAAGGUGAAGGAGGUGGACCAGACCGGACUCUGGUUCCAGGACGGGAUGAAGCUGGAGGCCAUCGACCCGCUGAACCUGUCUGCCAUCUGCGUGGCCACAGUGAGGAAGGUUCUGGCAGACGGAUACCUGAUGAUCGGCAUCGACGGCUCGGAAGCAGCCGACGGCUCCGACUGGUUCUGUUAUCACUCCACGUCUCCGUCCAUCUUCCCCGCUGGGUUCUGUGAGAUCAAUAACAUCGAGCUGACGCCCCCCAGAGGCUACGCCGGUCUUCCCUUCAGGUGGUUCGAGUAUCUGAAGGAGAGCAAGUCAGUGGCCGCUCCGGUCAACCUCUUCAACAAGGAAGUCCCGAACCACGGUUUCCGUCCUGGGAUGAAGCUGGAGGCCGUGGACCUCAUGGAGCCGCGGCUCGUCUGCGUCGCCACGGUGACCAGGAUCGUCCACCGGCUGCUGCGGAUCCACUUCGACGGCUGGGAAGACGAGUACGACCAGUGGGUGGACUGCGAGUCUCCGGACCUGUACCCGGUGGGCUGGUGCCAACUGACUGGGUACCAGCUGCAGCCGCCAGCUGUUACCGCGGGGUCCAGAGAUCUGCAGUCUGCUGGAUCCAAACAGAGGAGGAAGUCCCAGCAGUACCGAGGACAGAAGAAAAAGAGGAAGUUACCCGUUGCUAAGCGCCCCGUCAGCCUCUCCGGCUCCAUGGUAACGGGAGUUCCCAGGAACCUAUCAGGAGACGAGAACGAGACGCCGCCUGACUACCCGUCGCCGCCUCCUCCGGCCUCGGCCGCCCAGCCGCCGUCCGCCGAACCCGACGCGGAGGGCGGGGCAGGUCUGCAGAUGGAGAUUCACAAUAACACAGGAGGAACGAAUUCCUCAUUCCAGCGAGUGGCGCUGGAAACCAACGGGUCGUCCCGAGAUUUCCUGGCCAACAAAGAUCAGUAAACUUUGCUUCUUCACCACCGAACCAUUUACUGUGAUGAACUAUUAAUUGCCGCCCGCUUCACCUCAUUGGUUUCCUUCCACAAACCCACAAACGGCCUGAAAAGGAAGAAAAUUUAAGAUGAUCGACGUGAUGCGUUCGGGUGCUGUCAGGACAAUGCGGCUCUCAUGAAGUGUUUAAAGUUUGGAAGUUUUCUCCUUAUUUAAAACGUUUUUUUUGCCUUUGUCUCCAACAGGAGAGAAAAUUUGAAGGGUAUCCUGGAAAUUACAUCUUACUUUCCAUAACUUUAAAUUUUGAUGACUCAAUUUACUUUUUUGUUACCUGAUAUUUCCCUAAUACCUACAAGGACAGGUAUUGGGUCAUAUGAGGCGACUUUUUAACCUGGUAGGAAGAGGAGAGCUCAAUUAUAAUAGGUACUCUGACUGAAAGAGACUUUAUAAUACUGAUGAGUUUCCAGUAGCCAUUAGCUCAUUUUGUAUUUGCAAAACUAAGCUGUGAGAAGGUAUGAUGUAAGUUUUAGAAAAUAACAGAAAGAUAACCUCCACAUUUCAGAAAUGUGCCCCAAAAGUCAUGGGAACGUUGCAUCUACAUUACAGGAAGGAAACCACUAAGGUUCAGAAGGUAAUAUUUAAGUUACAGAAAAGUAGCCUUGAAGUUACAAAGUAACUUUUAAAUUAGAAGUAGGUAACCUCAAAGUCACAGGAAGGUAACUUCUAAAGUGAAAGAAGCUAACUUUCAAGUUAGCUUCAGAGGGGAACUUCUUAGUUACAUUAAUGCAACAUCUAAGGUCCUGAUCAAUAGCCUCAAAGGUUCAGAAAGUAACAUUUAAGUUACAGGAAAGUAACUUAAAUUAGAGGAAUGUGACCUCUAAGGUUCAAGAAGGUAAUUUAAGGUUUAGGAAGGUAACUUCUAAGUUACAGAAAAGUAGCCUUGAAGUUGCAGGAAGGUAACCUCUAAGGUUCAGGAAAGUAGGAUUGAAGUUACAAAGUAACUUUAAAAUUAGAAGUAGGUAACCUCCAAGUUACAGGAAGGUAACCUGUAAGGUUCAAGAAGCUAACUUUUAAGUUAUCAGAGGGGAACUUCUUAGUUACAUUAAUGUAACCUCUAAGGUACUGAACGAUAGCCUCUAAGGUUCAAAAAGUUAAGUUACAGGAA
Poecilia latipinna (sailfin molly) is the source of this 3473-nucleotide messenger RNA. Its product is annotated as MBT domain-containing protein 1-like. Gene Ontology annotation, molecular function: zinc ion binding; chromatin binding. Gene Ontology annotation, cellular component: nucleus. Bases 152 to 2320 code for a protein of 722 amino acids. Lineage: Eukaryota; Metazoa; Chordata; Actinopteri; Cyprinodontiformes; Poeciliidae. The record is from RefSeq and is a predicted model, not a curated record. The transcript is spliced from 18 exons. Gene Ontology annotation, biological process: negative regulation of DNA-templated transcription.